AUGGAAAGUAGCAAAAGCGACAAAAAGAAGUCGAAAGCGUAUUGGCGUCACAUGAAGUGCCGUGUCGACGAAAUCUGCAAGACACUCGAAUUGGCGGAAUACACGCAAGCUCCGGACUGCGGCCAAGGCUCUUUAUUUGCAGAUGCGCUGGAACAACUGCUCGGGCGAUCUCUCUCCCCAGACGACUUAGGAUGCAUGGCAGACAGGGUUCUCAUCAAUUUCGCUACGAUUCAGUCGACCAAGGAAAAAGACAAAGCGCGAAUGAAGGCAAACGAACAGCCGGUCGAAUAUGGGUACAUUUCAGAUGGGCCCGACAGUGACACUCCUGAAGAGAGUCAGAAAUCGACGCAAGAGCAAGUUCAAGAACUGAACCAGCUGAACAAACCAAAAGCGAAAAAGAAGAAUGAAGAAGUAGUCAAUCUGCUUGAAGACAGCGACUCGGAGGACGUUAUUCUUGUCAACGAAAAUAGCAUCGAAGAAAGAAGGCCUAAAAAUGAGCCGAUUUUGGUGGAGGAAGAAGUUCAGGAAGUUUCUGGGAAUUCAGCUCGUCCGAAAGAUGACGCGAUGGCUUGUCCACUCUGCGACGAACUAUUCGAGCUGGGAGUUCUCCAAGUGCACGCGGCAGAGUGCAAUGGCAAAAAGACCAAGAGAGAAGAAGCCGCGAGUUCGUCGAAAAAACGCCCGAAUUUAUCCCAGGAAUACUUCCAAAACUCAGCUUCGCCGAUGAAGAAGAAGCGGAUCAAUUCCCCUCCGAGAUCAGGUCUGAUUAAUCAGAACGCAUUGAGCAGGACGAUUGAUGAAAGCGCCGAGUGUCCUCUGUGUUCCAAAGUUUUCUACAAAAACUACAUUGAGGAGCACACCGCCGACUGCCUAGACAUGCAGAACAACUUGCUCUCGCCUUCCGAAAAAAGCACCGUCGAGCAGAGGACUUGCGAAACCGAUGUCAACGACCGUUUCACGAGCAAUGGACCCUUUCGCCACGAUGAGGCAGAAAUCGAGCGCUGCCGGCUUGAGCGUUUCGAGAAAGAUCUAAACAAGUCGCCCCAGCCUGUGCGGCGCCAAUAUCCCUGUUUCGACAAGCCAGAUGAGCCGACGGAAAAGUGCUACAUCUGCACCUUCGAGUUUCGGAAAAGCCAGUUUCAAGAUCACGUGACUCGCUGUGCGGAUAGACACUACAACUGA
Oikopleura dioica is the source of this 1182-nucleotide messenger RNA. Lineage: Eukaryota; Metazoa; Chordata; Appendicularia; Copelata; Oikopleuridae. The record is from the annotation of a GenBank genome assembly.